AUGGAGACAGUUCGUGCGCUGAUGGCUGGCCUUAAGGCGCCACAGCACUACGACAAGGUUUUCAAGGAUGAAUGUGUAUAUACGUGCGAUACUCCCUUCUCGGAGGGUGGUCUGGCAGUGAACCUGCGGACGUGGCAGGGUGUAGCUGCAGACAUGGUCGAGCUCGACAUUGCAAGAUCACAAAGCAAAGGUUGCUUGUAUCUGCUGCAGAAGUUUCGGCGGCAAGAGAAGGAGAAGCCAGAUACACAGCAAGAUCCGACCAAACUGGCCAUCGGGGUCGAAGGCGGGUUCCUGCCGGACGACAAGUAUGAGACCAUCAAGGUGGGAGUCGGAAACGUAUGGCGUUUCCCGUACCUGGCAUACACCUACGGUGGAGGUGCGUUCCUGAUUCCCUACGGGCUGAGCUUGGCGCUGCUGGGAAUACCACUUUUUGUACUAGAAUUGGGACUCGGGCAGCUGACUCGUCGUGGCACACUGGGAAUGUGGACCAAGCUGGGCUUGCCACGCUGGCAAGGUGUAGGGUUGGCAGCCAUGAUGUGCACAUACCUUGUGGGGUUGUACUACAUCGUCAUCCUCGCAUGGACGAUCUACUACUUGGGAAGGACCAUUGCUGCCUUGCCAUCUGGCUACUUGCCCUGGAGUGAUCUGGCUCCCGGAGUCAGUUGCCCCAGCAAAGACAUCUACCUGCACAAGACAGUGGCAGACAGCGACUACUUGGUCGAUAGCGUCACGGGGCUGCUGAACACGACCUUGGUUGCAAGCACUUGGUGUCCGGCGAAGACUGGUGAUCUGCCACCUGCGGACUACGUCCUGAGGACGCUGCAGCCCACCAGGUGUCCAGCACGAAUGGCGAAGAUCUUCUGGGAAGAGCAAGCUUUGAAUCAAAGCAGCGGAUUGGAUGAGUUCGGAGGCUUGAAUCCUGGUCUGGUAGUCUCCCUGACCAUUGCAUGGCUUGUGAUUUGGCUGAUCGUUUUCAAGGGCGUGAAGAGCUCCGGAAAGGCUGUUUACGUCACGGCCACGCUGCCAUACCUAUGCUUGGUAAUUUUCUUGGUACGUGCACUGACAUUGCCGAACGCAUUUGCUGGCUUGAAGUUUUUCUUCGAAGCAGAUUUCAGCCACCUGGCAGACCCUCAAGUCUGGAUCCAUGCAGCCGUUCAGAUCUUUUUCUCCUUGGGCGUCGGCUACGGUUCCAUCGUUGCUUUCGGCUCCUACGGGAGGAAAGAUGGCAACUUUGUUCGUGAUGCCACAUCAGUUGCGAUCACGAACUGUGGCACCUCUAUCCUGGCUGGUUGCGUAGUGUUUCCCGUGUUGGGUUUCUUGGCGCAGGAGUUGCACCAGACAGACCCGUGCAUCUCUGCAGAUAACUUUGACGGCCUGAAGAGCAUCGGCUUGUCUGGGACAGGACUUGCCUUUGUUGCUUUUCCAAUAGCAGUGUCGCAGAUGCCUGGAAGCUUUUUCUUUGCAAUACUCUUCUUCUUCAUGAUGCUGUUGCUCGGGAUUGACUCGCAAUUUGCCUACAUUGAAACGUUGGCCACCGUCCUUGCUGAUGCUGGUUGGGGAGAGCGACUGUCACGUCCAGCAUUGUCAGGACUGAUAUGCCUGGUUUCUUACUUGUUGGGCUUGGUCUUCGUGUCCAGAGCUGGGAUCUAUUUCUUGGAUUUGUUCGACAAUUAUUGCAGCAUCUAUGUCAUGUUUGCAGUGGGAUGCUUGGAGUGCGUCGGCCUGCUCUGGACUCGCCAGGGGAAGACUUGGGAACACUUCAAGACCCUUUGUAUGGAGGAGACUGGUCGCCACCUGGGACACCUCUACAAGGUGAUUUGGGGAUGGAUUUGUCCCGGGCUGUGUCUGUUGCUGGUGAUCCUGAGCAUCACGCCGCCCUUUGGCAAGCUGGACGUCAUGGACGCGCAUGCGUCAAAGCCCUUUCCGCAAGGAGCGGGUUUCUUCCCCAGCUGGACCAUUCCUUUUGGAUGGGUCCUGGCUUCUCUGCCUAUGGCUGCAAUGGCCGCUGACUCCUCAGUUUGCUUUUGCUUGCACCCUGUAAACCUUAAUGCCGCGCAGCGUGCUGACCAGGGAGCAAAAUCCAUGGAUGCUGUGGCCCAGUGGGAAGAUGACGAAGUGACCGAGUCUAAGUACUACAAGGACUUGGUGCAGUUGCCGGCAUCGAAGAAGAUCAGCCCCAACCCCAAGGACUGGCAGUGCGAAAAGAGCGGCGAUACACAAAACCUUUGGCUGAAUCUUUCGGACGGGUUCAUUGGAGGUGGCCGCAAGUUCUGGGAUGGCUCCGGUGGUAGCAAUGGGGCCCUGGACCAUUUCACAGAGGAAAACGCAAAGGGUAACUUUUACCCGCUUGUUGUGAAGCUUGGAACAAUCACGCCUGCAGGCGCGGACGUGUAUUCCUAUGCGCCCGAUGAAGACAAAAUGGUGAAGGACCCAUUGCUUGCAAAGCAUCUCGAGCACUGGGGUAUUGACGUCAUGAAGAUGGAGAAAACGGACAAAACACUGGCUGAAAUGCAGGUGGAUCUCAAUCUCAACUAUGAUUGGUCCAAAAUUUGCGAGUCCGGUGACAAGCCCCUUGUGCGUCUGCGAGGGCCAGGUCUUGUUGGUCUGAAGAACCUUGGGCAAUCCUGCUACAUGAAUUCAUCGAUCCAGCUUCUGCUCGCUCUGCCUGAAGUGAAGCAGCGCUACCUCGAUGCGGAACUGCAGAUCCGGAAGUCUGCACCAGCGGAAGUGCAGAAUGAUCUGCUCAGCCAGGUGGCCAAGCUCGUCAGUGGCCUGAACGGCCCGCGGUACGCACCACCCCUGAAGGAUGGGGAUGAUGAGGAAGAUCCCAGAUACUCCAUCGCGCCGCAGAUGUUCCGCUCGCUCAUUGGGCGAGGGCACGCGGAAUUUUCCACCGCGAGGCAACAGGACGCUGCGGAGUUUGUUCAGUACUUCCUGGAGCAGAUGGCGCGCACAGAGCGGAGUGCUCUUGGCUCGCGGGUCUCUGGAGAUCGCUCCACCAGCGGCCUCUUCGACUUUGCAGUAGAAGAGCGGCUGCAAGAAAGUUCUGGUCAGAAGAGAGUGAAGUAUAGCAAGGUCGCGCAAAACAUGCUUGGUCUUCCCGUUAAGCUAGAUGACGCUGAGAACCUCCAAGAGGUAACAGCCUUCAGAGCGGCGAAGGACAAAGAUGAGCAAGAGGCAAAGAAGCCCAAGACAGAAGGUGAGCCCGAAGAGCCCAAGCCCGUGAUACCCUUGUCGUCGUGCUUGGCAAGAUUUGGAGCCCCCGAGGAGGGCGUCCAGUUUCGAGGCAGCGCUGCUUCGAAGACGUCCAGGAUGGCCAGCAUGCCGAGGUACCUGCUUGUGCAGCUUCAACGAUAUUACGUUGACGAGAAGUGGUGCCCAGCCAAGUUGGACUGCAAGGUGCAUAUGCCGGACACACUGAAUCUUGAGCAUCUCCGCGGGAAAGGCCUUCAACCAGGAGAGGAGCCAGUGCCCGAGGAAGAUGAUGCUCCGCAGGGCGCUCCAGCUGCGGCAGCACCGCAAGCAGAUGAUAUGAUAGUGGCUACUCUGGUGUCCAUGGACAUAGGUGAGAACGCGGCCAAACGUGCUAGUUUGGCAGUGGGCAACUCCAGUGCGGAAGCUGCGAUUGCGUGGUUCUUCGAGCACAAUACUGAUCCCGACAUCAACAACCCCGUGGGCUCAUCGCCAGCAGGAGCAGGGGCUGGCGGUGCCGGCAGCGGCGACGCGCCAGACCCAGAAGCAGUUUCCAUGCUGUGCUCCAUGGGUUUUGCACAGAACCACGUACAAGCGGCCCUGAGGUCGUGUAUGAAUAGCGCGGAGAGAGCUGCAGAUUGGUUGUUCUCCCACUCGGACGACUUGGAUGCAGCUGUCGCCUCCUUGGGCGGCCAGAGUGCUGGUGGCGCAAGUGCGCAGAGGAGAAGGCAAUUCAUGGGUCAUCUUUGA
Molecule: messenger RNA, 3942 nt
Organism: Symbiodinium pilosum
Lineage: Eukaryota; Dinophyceae; Suessiales; Symbiodiniaceae
Source: the annotation of a GenBank genome assembly